AUGGAAGAUCGUGUUCUGAUGGCCUGCAGAGGACACACAUGGAAAGCGAGGGACAAACCCUGUCCUCAGGAGCUCAGGAUUGUCCUCCUGGGCCACGACUGGCUGGAGAAGAGUUCGACGGGAAACACCAUCCUCGGCCGACAGAUGUUUGACAUCAGCAGAGACGUGAAGAUGUGCGUCAAGAGACAAGGUGUUCUCGACGGCGGCCGUAAAGUCGUCGUGGUCAGCACCCCCGAGAGGUGGAUCCACUACUCCGUCCAAGACCCCAGCCUGGUGAAUGCCAACAUGGCAGCCUGCAUGGCCAUGUGCCCGCCUGGGCCUCACGCCUUCCUCAUGGUCAUCCCCGUCAGCUCCCAAAGAGGCAGGGAGUGGACGGUAGAGGGACCUGUGGAGCUGCUGAAUGACGCCCUGUGGACAAACACAAUAGUAAUAUUCACCAGGCGUGAGCGGCUCAGAGGGGCGUCUGUGGAGAGCUACGCUGCAAAACAUGGGUUUCUGAAGGCCGUGCUGGAGAGGUGUGCACAUAGAUACCAGCUUUUAGACACGAGCACUUGGGGAAAAGACGACGACGCUCAGGUUGCAGAACUUUUGGAGAAGAUCGACGCCAUGGUUGAAGGAAACGUAAAGUCAAGAGGAGUUAGCUACGUGACCUCGACAGAAGUCUCAAGGAUAAGUGAGAAGGAAAGGAAGGAGGUAGAGGAGGAGGCGACUUUGAGGCGAAUGAAUGCACAGAUGGCCAGAAGCACACUCGGUUCUCUGAAGGGAGAGUCUCCCUCGGUUCCGGUGCUUCGAGUUCUCGUCGUUGGACCGAGGCAGGUCGGAAAGAGCUCAGCCGGAAACACGAUUCUUGGUGAUGAAGUCUUUCCUGCUGGACAUCCAACCAGACAGUGCGCUGAGAGACGGGGCGGCGCUGACGGAAAGCAAGUCGCUGUAGUCGACACUCCCGGCUGGUUCGGGCGGUACUGCUCUGAGGACACGCCGCAGGCUCUACAGCAGCAGAUUACCCACAGUGCAUCCCUGUGCGCUCCUGUUCCUCACGCCGUCCUGGUGGUCGUACGCUGCGACGAGACCUUCACUGAGACCGACAGGAUCACAGCGGAGGAGCACCUGAGCUUGCUUGGACUUUGGGUGUGGACUCGAGCCAUCGUGUUGUUCACCUGGGGGGACCGUCUGGGGACCACCCCCAUCGAGGAGCACGUCCAGCGGUGGCCUGCUCUUCAGUGGCUCCUGGACAAAUGUGGAAACCGGUAUCAUGUUUUUGAUAACUCCAACAGGGUCAGAGACAUCCAGGUUAGAGAACUUCUGGAGAAGAUUGAGGAGACGGUGGUGGGGAAUGAUACCGGACACUUGCUGAGGAGUUUUAUGGAUCUCCAGCAAAGCAAUAAAAAGCUGGAGAAAAGCUCCAAGAAGACUGUGAGGCUGCUCAAGAAAGCAAAGGAGGAGAAUGAUCUCCUGAGACAAACAGUCAAGGAGAAGGAAAGAACAGUAGAAGACAUGAUGAAGACAACCAAAGAGAAAGAGGAAGCUCUGAAGUUGGCAACAGAGACCGAGAGGAGGAGAGAAAUAAAGCAAAAGACAGAUUGUGAAGAAGAGAUUAGCAUGAGAUUAGCAGAGGCCGAGGAGGAGAAGAACCAGCUCAGACAGGUCAUUAUGGAGAAAGACAGACUGAUAACCAGCCUGAGUGACACAUGUGCUGCCAAAGAUGGCGUCAUAAAAGCUACGACGCUAAAAAGUGAGCAGGACCAGGAGAUGCUGGAGGAACAAGUCAAGGAACAAGAGCGGGAGAAUGCAACCUUAAAGAGAAAGUGUGAGGAGAAAGACGAAGAACUGGAGCGAAUGACGGCGGCUCACAAACGAGAAGCAAAAGAGCUCAAAGAGAAAACCGAGCAGCUGAGCAGAGAAAACGAAGACACCAAGAAGAUCCUGAAGGCCACGAUCGAAGGGAUGCAGAGACACUAUCAGAGAACAGAAACGAAUGAGGCGAACGUUUAUAAAGGUGACCACAGCAGGAAGACAACGACGGACCUCAAGUCGCUGGAGGAGCUCAGCAGACAACAGAAAUGGGCCAGAACAAUACCGCCGAGUCACCAUCGAGACGCCACCAAACCCAUUCCAGAGACAGAACAGAAAAGCCUCGUGUUGGAUGAAGGCGUCACGCUUCAUGAGAAGAGAGACGCUGCAGGGCGGCUUGAGGCCGACUGGACUUCACCGUGGCUGAGGGCUGGAGGUGCAGCGCUGGGAGCUGCAGUCGGGGUCGUGGCCGCCUCCUUCAGGGCGACCGCGGGGAUGAACGGCAGGUCGGCCGGUGGAGCUGCAGCUGGAGCUCUGCUGGGCUGCUUCCUGGUCCAAGCAGCCAGAUCCCAGCAGAGGAACAGUCAAGAGACCUGGGAUGAAUGUCGUGGAGAUAAAGUUCCUGAUUGCUAG
Molecule: messenger RNA, 2424 nt
Organism: Stegastes partitus (bicolor damselfish)
Lineage: Eukaryota; Metazoa; Chordata; Actinopteri; Pomacentridae
Source: RefSeq, a predicted model, not a curated record